Molecule: messenger RNA, 1439 nt
Organism: Bursaphelenchus xylophilus (pine wood nematode)
Lineage: Eukaryota; Metazoa; Nematoda; Chromadorea; Rhabditida; Aphelenchoididae
Source: the annotation of a GenBank genome assembly
AUGGUCAGGAGGACCGUCCUGGCCAUUUUGGCUAGCUUUUUGUUAGUUCAGACCGUAGAAGCUGUUCGAUGUUUAGAUUGUAUAGGAGAAUCUUGUAUGGGUGACUUCUGUAACGGCGAUGUUUGUGUGGUAUCACAAUUCACACCUCGUUGGGGCUCCCUUCAGCGAAAAUCGGAGGUCGUUAAGGGAUGCAUGAGUGGAAAGAUGUUGCGAAAAAACCUCCGAAGUCAUUGUGAAGUCGCGGAAGAUACAGAGGUAAGAGAGAAUUAUUGUUAGCACCGGAAUACACCUUCAUAAUUUGGUGAUUACAAAAUGCAAAUUUUGCAGGAUGUUUUUACAUGUUUCUGUGAUGACCAAGAGCUGUGCAACAAGAAGCCUGUUAGAAAGUACGAAUUAGAAGAAGUUAAACUCUAUCAAUGUACUUGUAAAGGACCUCAUUGUGAUGGAAAAACUUGUUAUGGAGAGCUCUGCUCGUUUGUCAAAAAUCAUUUAACUGGAGAUACCGAACAAGGCUGCGUAAAUGCAUCGCUCCCUUUGGUGGAAAGAAGGUCUGCUGGCGCCUGUAUGAUGCCUCCAAUGACUGGUGCUAUGCAUCACAGUGUGGCCAAGGAUGCGGAGCAAUUGCAGCAAACUGAGAGUUGCAUCUGCGCUGGAGAUUUCUGUAACCGCAAGAAGCCAAAGAUCACAGUCAACGAAGACCAACGUUGCAAUGCCAGUGUAGAAGUUACCAUGUUCGGCAACAAAGUAAGCUAAUUUUUUUAGUAUUGCAAAAAAAUAUUAACUGCAUUAAACUACGUAAUAAUUGUAGGCCUCCAGUGGUGUGGAGACUUGUCUGGGAGAAUAUUGCUUUAUUGUGAACAUUGCUAGCGAGAUGGGAGUCCCUGAUUCUUAUCGCACUCAGGGCUGUUUGAGUUACGUUGAUGGGGCCGAGUUGGCCGAGGAGUUGAAUCCAACUGGCUGUGCUAAAUUUGACAGCGAGAAAUUGAAAGUACAAGCUUGUUUGAAAACAAAUAAUCGGAAAACAAUUCGAAGGGCCGAAGCCAACCGGCAAGAGCCACCAAAGUCAAAGGGAAAGAAGUAAGUGAUGAAAACAGUAUUGUUAGUCUAAUUACAGGGUGGAAAUAGAAUAUGAUGAGGAAGAAGAGGAGGAAGAAAGAGAAGAAGGAGAAGAAGAAGAAAAAGAGAAAUCAGAAAGAAAACAAGAAAAGGAAGAAAAAGAGGAGAACGAAGAAGAAGAAGAUGAGAAGACCGUUUCGUCUACUCCGCAUUACAUCUUCGAACGACCGACCUUACCUCCAGAGCCAGAGGAUUCGAACACGGCAUUGAUCUCCGUCUUCGGCCUUCUUAUUUUGUUGAUUGCCUUAAGUGGCGUUGUUUGGAAAUUCGAGCUCCAUAAGCGACUCUUCCGUGCCAACUAUGAUACUGUGGCUGGUGGAUAA